ACUCGCUAUAAUUCUCGGUGUCGUUCUUUCCCGCAAAUCCUCUUCUUCCUCCUCCUCAAGUUCGUCGUCGUCCGGAAACGACACAAUCUCCGGAGACCCGAGUCAGUUCACGAAAGACGCGAGGCUGAAACAGAGUUUUUGGGGGAUAGCGUAUACACCUGAGGGGACUUUGUAUCCGGAUUGUGGGGCGAAACUAUCUGAUGUGGUCACGGAUAUGCAGCUGCUCUCCCAACUAACCACCCGAAUCCGAGUAUACGGAGCUGAUUGUAACACCACCGCACUAGUGCUCACCGCUAUCGAAUUGACCAAAACCAACCUUACCGUGUACAUUGCCAACUUCCCCGAGGCAGACGACAACGGCGAAGCUUAUGACCGUCAAAAGACUGCGAUUCAGAGUGCUAUUCAGACUUAUGGUACGAGUCAUAUCGCGGGUGUUACGGUGGGGAAUGAGUUUAUAUUGGAUUAUCUCGACGACAACGGCGGAACAGACCCCAACAGCGCCAUCGGUGACGCCGGUGCGGCGAUUCUUCUUGGGUUCAUCAACGACACGAAGACUAUGCUCUCUGACCUAAACGUCGAUCUCAAAAUCGGAAACGCAGAUGCUGGGUCGUAUUUCAAUGAUCUUGUGUUGGAGAGCGUUGAUUAUGGGAUGGCCAACGUCCACCCAUGGUUCGCGAACCAAAGCAUCAACGACGCAGCUGGAUGGACUUGGAGUUUCUUCGAAACCACAGACGUAGCACUCGCACAGACUUUGGCGAAUCAACCGGAUAUGUCGAUUGCGGAAACUGGAUGGCCGACGAACUCGACAAAUGUAGGUAAUGAAUCGGAUGGGCCUUCGGUGGCUUCGGAGGCGAAUCUUCAGAUCUUCCUCGACACCUUCGUCUGCCAAGCAAACGCCAACGGGACCGAGUAUUUCUUCUUCGAGUACUUUGACGAGACGUGGAAGACGGAGGUGUAUGGUGGAGUUGAGGGAUAUUGGGGGUUGUUUUAUUCAAACCGAACGUUGAAAAAUGUCGAAAUACCCGAUUGUUCGUGAUCACGGCUGGCUAGGACGACUACUAUUACAACUAUGACAACUAUAACACACUAGCCAACGAAUGAAUGAAGAAUGGAAUAAAGAUUAUAUAUAUCUACCUCCCACAAAACCCUGCACGUCACUGCCCCACAGAACUCAGGAACAUUUUUCUCGGACCUGGAUAAACGAACGCUUCCCUUCCCUUCCCCACUUAUUCUCUUGUACAUCCCCCUCAUCCUUGAUAACUCACAUUUUCAUCAGAUUACACCACGAACUACCCCCUAAUUCUCUUAUUUUCGCUAUUUUACCCCCUCGGUGCGUCGAACUAUCUCACUUAACGUCCUCUGUGACUUUUUUGACUCCGCAUCAUUCCGUUUGUUAUGUUUCGUUCUGUUUUGUUGUGUCUCGCGAGCUGUCUAGUGCUUUGCUUUGCUUCUCGAAACGAUGGACAUUAUG
Lentinula edodes (shiitake mushroom) is the source of this 1471-nucleotide messenger RNA. RefSeq names its product glycoside hydrolase family 17 protein. Lineage: Eukaryota; Fungi; Basidiomycota; Agaricomycetes; Agaricales; Omphalotaceae. The record is from RefSeq and is a predicted model, not a curated record. The coding region runs from base 215 to 1036 and encodes 273 amino acids. Gene Ontology annotation, biological process: carbohydrate metabolic process. The transcript has 8 exons. Gene Ontology annotation, molecular function: hydrolase activity, hydrolyzing O-glycosyl compounds.